Messenger RNA from Cynoglossus semilaevis (tongue sole), 1199 nucleotides. It is a transcript of the gene nubp2, whose product is annotated as nucleotide binding protein 2 (MinD homolog, E. coli). Lineage: Eukaryota; Metazoa; Chordata; Actinopteri; Pleuronectiformes; Cynoglossidae. Gene Ontology annotation, cellular component: cytosol. The transcript has 7 exons. Gene Ontology annotation, biological process: iron-sulfur cluster assembly. Bases 80 to 895 code for a protein of 271 amino acids. The record is from RefSeq and is a predicted model, not a curated record. Gene Ontology annotation, molecular function: ATP-dependent FeS chaperone activity; 4 iron, 4 sulfur cluster binding; ATP binding.
CGCGCAGGCUUCCGUUGAGGACCGGGCAUUAACACUGCACAUGCGCAGAACAGAUAGACUUCCGGUAUAGCUGUUCAGCAUGGAUAAGGAACAAAAUAAUGAAAUUGGUAGUCUGGCCAAUGUUCGUCAUGUGGUGCUGGUUCUGUCAGGAAAGGGGGGUGUGGGUAAGAGCACGAUCACCACUGGGUUAGCUCUGGCACUCAGACAGGCUGGCAACAAGGUUGGUAUUCUGGAUGUCGAUCUGUGUGGUCCCAGUAUCCCUCGCAUGCUGAGUGUAGGGCGGCCUGACGUGCACCUCUGUGACGCAGGCUGGGUGCCGGUCUACACGGACGCUCAGAAGAGCCUGGCGCUCAUGUCCAUUGGCUUUCUACUAGAUGAUCCGGACAAAGCAGUGGUGUGGAGAGGACCCAAGAAAACAGCUUUAAUCAGUCAGUUUGUAUCAGACGUAGCCUGGGAAGAACUUGAUGUGUUGCUGGUGGACACACCUCCAGGGACAUCUGAUGAGCAUCUGGCUGUACUGGAGAAUCUCAAAAAGCACAGAGUUGAUGGAGCUGUUUUGGUCACUACACCACAGGCAGUGUCUACGGGGGAUGUGCGGAGAGAGAUCACCUUUUGUAAGAAGACAGGCGUCCCAAUCCUGGGCAUCAUUGAGAACAUGAGUGGCUUUGUUUGUCCACACUGCUCGGAAUGUAGCAACAUAUUCUCCAAGGGCGGGGGAGAGGAACUGGCCAAACUCACCGGAUCAGUGUUUCUGGGAUGUGUGCCGUUGGAUCCCCAGCUCAGUAGCAGCAUGGAAGAAGGAAAGGAUUUCAUGGAGUUGUUUUCAAACAGCGCCACCUCAACUGCUAUCGGCGGUAUUUCACAGACUCUGCUCCAGAGACUGCAAACUACUUAAAUAAUAAAUCUUAAGAAAAAAAGGCAAAAGCUGCAUUGGCUUUUAAGCACAGCAAAGCUGUGUCACUGCAGUGUCGGAGGCUAUGUAGAUCGAUCACCGUCAAGUAACUGGUGACACGAUGCCUCAGAGACAUUUGACAAUGACAGGUUUUGGACAGGAACCUGAUCGUAGGCUGGCAAUGUCUCACAUGUAUGUCAAACGUAAAGAAAUAAUGAAUAUGUCCAUAAGAAUAUAAUAAGAACUUUACAACCAAAAUUCUUGAAUAUGUCAAUCAAAUUACAUUUUAAUAAAACAACUUUAUGCA